This is a messenger RNA of Pristis pectinata (smalltooth sawfish), 7058 nucleotides long. RefSeq names its product cell adhesion molecule DSCAM. The record is from RefSeq and is a predicted model, not a curated record. Gene Ontology annotation, biological process: axon guidance; dendrite self-avoidance; homophilic cell-cell adhesion. The transcript has 33 exons. Bases 147 to 6176 code for a protein of 2009 amino acids. Lineage: Eukaryota; Metazoa; Chordata; Chondrichthyes; Rhinopristiformes; Pristidae. Gene Ontology annotation, cellular component: axon; plasma membrane. Gene Ontology annotation, molecular function: cell-cell adhesion mediator activity.
AGAGGUUUCUCUCUCUCUCUCUCUCCCCCUCUCCCUCUCCCUCUCUCUCCCUGUGGAUGUUAACCUUCAUAUACAGUAACAAAUUUCACAUUACAGAAGACGGGGAAGUGCACAGGGAUCAUUGCAAGAAGGACAAAGCCUAGGGCAUGUGGAUCGUGGCAACUCUCUUGCUCCACAGCAUCCUGAAUGUUGCCAGUGAAGAUCUGCAGUCCAGCUUGUAUUUUGUCAAUGGAUCUCUGCAAGAGGUAGUCUUCGCCAGUACCAUGGGGACACUGUUAUCAUGCCCUGCAUCAGGGAAUCCCCCAACAACACUGCGCUGGUACCUUGCAACUGGAGAAGAGAUGUACGACGUCCCAGGGAUCCGGCAAGUCCAUCUGAAUGGCACUCUCCAGAUCUUCCCCUUCCCCCCUUCGAGUUUUAAUAACUUAAUCCAUGACAGUUUGUACUAUUGCACAGCAGAAAAUCCUUCAGGGAAAAUUAGAAGUCAGGAUAUUCAUAUUAAGGCCGUCUUAAGAGAGCCCUAUACGGUCCGUGUGGAGGACCAGAAAGCCAUGCGAGGGAACAUAGCAGUCUUCAAGUGCAUUAUCCCCUCCUCUGUGGAGACUUAUAUCACUGUAGUGUCAUGGGAGAAAGACACAGUCUCACUUGUCUCAGGAUCUAGAUUCCACAUCACGCCUACUGGAGCCUUGUAUAUAUUAGACGUACAGAACGAGGAUGGCUUAUACAAUUACCGCUGUAUCACACGGCACAGAUACACCGGUGAGACGCGGCAGAGCAACAGCGCCAGGCUGUUUGUGUCAGAUCCAGUCAACUCUGCUCCGACAAUUCUGGACGGAUUUAGUCACCGGGUGGUCAUGGCAGACCAGCGGGUUGUAUUGCCUUGUAAAGCCUCUGGCCAGCCUGCGCCCAAGUAUCGCUGGGUGAAGGACAACGCCCCCCUGGAACGGGACAGCAGGUUCAGACAGACUGUCACUGGACUGCUCAUCGUGAAGGCUGUCCCUGCAGACACCGGGAACUACAUCUGCGAGGUCUGGAACAGCUUCGGGAAUGCAGAAGUCGUCGGGCGUCUGAAUGUCAAACAGCCACUGAAGGCAACGGUGAGCCCACACAAGGUGAAAACCAGCGUAGGCAGUCGGGUGUCACUCUCCUGCACUGUGACUGGAGCCGAGGAGUACGUGGUCCAGUGGUACCGGAAUGGCAAGAUAAUCACCCCGGGCAAGAACGUCCAAAUCACUGGGAGCAACGAGGAGAACCUGGUAAUGGAUGCAAUGGCCAACAGCGACGGAGGAGCCUACCAGUGCUUUGUGAGAAAAGGACGAGUGUCGGCCCAGGACUUGGCACAAGUUAUACUUGAAGAUGGAACACCCAAGGUGAUCUCAUCCUUCAGUGAAAAGGUUGUGAAUCCCAACGAGCCUAUUUCGUUGAUGUGCAACGUGAAAGGAACGCCCUCGCCGACCAUCACCUGGACCCUGGAUGACGAUGUAAUCUCAAGAGACGGAAGCCACCGCUUCAGCCAGUACAUCACAAAGGAGGGCAACAUGAUCAGCCACCUCAAUGUCACCAACACUCAGGUCCGGGAUGGCGGAGUCUAUCGGUGUGCGGCCAAUAACUCUGCUGGAGUCGCCAUGUAUCAGGCUCGAAUAAACGUAAGAGGACCUGCCAGUAUCCGCUCAAUGAAAAAUAUCACGGCCAUAGCAGGUCGUGACACCUACAUUCACUGCCGGGUGAUCGGUUACCCCUACUAUUCAAUCAAGUGGUACAAGAACUCCAACCUCCUACCCUUCAAUCACCGCCAGGUGGCAUUCGGAAACAAUGGAACCCUAAAGCUCUCCGAUGUCCAGAAGGACACAGAUGAGGGGGAAUACAUCUGCAAUGUCCUUGUCCAGCCACAGCUGUCCACCAGCCAAAGUGUUCAUGUAGCUGUCAAAGUCCCGCCUUAUAUUCAGCCCUUCGAAUUUCCGAGAUUCUCCAUUGGACAGCGUGUCUUUGUUCCUUGUGUGGUCAUCUCCGGUGACCUACCAAUCAGAAUCACUUGGCAAAAAGAUGGCCGUCCCAUCCCUGCGAGCCUGGGAGUUACCAUUGACAAAAUCGACUUCACCAGCUCUCUGAGGAUCUCCAACCUCUCUCUGAUGCACAAUGGGAACUACACAUGCAUCGCCAGCAACGAUGCAGCAGCAGUGGAGCACCGGAGUGAGCUGAUCGUCAGAGUUCCGCCUCGAUUUGUGGUGCAGCCCAGUGAUCAGGAUGGUAUUUAUGGGAAGUCCGUCACACUGAACUGUUCUGCGGAGGGCUAUCCAGUUCCAACCAUAGUGUGGAAAUAUUCCAAAGGUGCGGGUGUCCCCCAGUUCCAGCCAAUCAUGCUAAAUGGGCGCAUCCAGUUACAGGUGAAUGGAUCCCUCUUAAUUAAGCACGUGCUGGAAGAAGACAGUGGCUAUUACCUCUGUCAGGUCAGCAAUGACGUGGGAGCCGAUGUCAGCAAGUCCAUGUACCUCACCGUCAAAAUCCCCGCCAUGAUCACAUCGUACCCAAACACCACUCUGGCAACCCAAGGCCAAAAGAAAGAGGUCAGCUGCACUGCUCAUGGAGAAAAGCCCAUCAUUGUCCGCUGGGAGAAAGAAGACACCAUUAUUGACCCCGAGCGGAUGUUCCGUUACAUCGUGUCCACCAAGGAGAUUGGAGAUGAGGUGGUUUCCACAUUACAGAUUACCCCAACGGUGAGAGGAGAUUCAGGGUUCUUUUCCUGUCAUGCUAUAAAUUCGUAUGGAGAGGAUCGAGGUUUGAUACAGCUCACUGUACAAGAACCUCCAGACCCUCCAGAGAUUGAGAUACGUGAAGUGAGAGCUCGGAGCAUUGCUUUGAGGUGGAGCAUGGGUUUUGACGGGAACAGUCCCAUCACUGGCUUUGACAUUGAAUGCAAAAACAAAUCAGACUCCUGGGAUGCAGUGCAAAGGACAAAAGAUGUCUCACCUCAGUUAAACCAGGCCACCAUCAUUGACCUGCACCCGUCUUCCACCUACAACAUCCGCAUGUACGCCAAAAAUCGCAUUGGAAAGAGCGAGGCCAGCAAUGAGCUCACGAUCACCACGGAUGAAGCAGCUCCAGAUGGCCCACCCAUCGAUGUUGUCCUCGAAUCUCUGUCUUCUCAGGUUAUCAAAGUGACGUGGAAGGCUCCAAAGAAGCACCUGCAGAAUGGAUUGAUUCGUGGCUAUCAGAUUGGUUAUCGGGAGUACAGCACAGGUGGGAACUACCAGUUCAACAUCAUCAGCAUGGAGACCACUGGUGACAGUGAGCUCUACACCCUGGACAACCUGAAGAAGUUUACACAGUACGGAGUGGUGGUCCAGGCAUGCAACCGAGCAGGCACUGGGCCAUCCUCGCAGGAGAUUAUUGCCACUACACUGGAAGACGUUCCCAGCCGACCACCCGACAACGUCCAAGCCACCGCCAUCUCUCCAGAGGUCAUCUCACUCUCCUGGUCAAUGCCACCAAAGGAGGCACUGAAUGGGAUUCUACAAGGAUACCGGGUUAUUUACUGGGCAAAUCUGCCAGAUGGGGAGCUUGGAGAGAUAAGAAACGUCACAACCACCCAGGUUACUCUGGAAUUGGACGGACUUGAGAAGUACACCAACUACAGCAUACAAGUGCUGGCAUUCACCCGGGCAGGUGAUGGAGUCAGGAGCGAGCAGAUCUUUACACGUACCAAGGAGGAUGUUCCAGGUCCUCCUGGUGGAGUGAAGGCAGCAGCGGCUUCCGCCACAAGUGUGGUAGUUUCAUGGCUCCCUCCACUGAAGAUGAAUGGCAUCAUUUGGAAGUACACUAUAUUCUGCUCCCACCCAUACCCAACAGUGAUCAGCGAAUUUGAAGCCUCACCGGACGUCUUCUACUACCGCAUUCCCAACCUCAGUCAGAACCACCAGUACAGCAUCUGGGUUGUUGCUAUCACUGCAGCUGGGAGGGGCAAUUCCAGUGAGAUCAUCACUGUGGAACCCCUCGCCAAAGCACCAGCCCGGAUCCUAACAUUCAGUGGCACUGUGACCACGCCAUGGAUGAGAGAUAUCGUGCUGCCAUGCAAAGUGGUUGGAGACCCGACACCUUCAGUCAAAUGGAUGAAGAACAGCAACGGAACACCAGUCCCUGUCCUAACUGAUGGCCGCAGGAGCAUCUUUAACAAUGGGAGUUUUGUUAUCCGCACGGUAAAAGCAGAGGAUUCUGGAUACUACAGCUGCAUGUCAAGUAACAGCUGGGGAUCAGAUGAAAUUCUCCUCAACCUGCAGGUGCAAGUUCCCCCAGACCAACCACGUCUAACAGUGUCCAAGACAACCUCGAAUUCCAUCACGCUUUCCUGGAUACCGGGUGACAAUGGUGGGAGCUCCAUUCGAGGUUAUAUCCUGCAGUACUCAGAGGACAACAGUGAGCAGUGGGGCAGCUUUCCCAUCAGCCCCAGUGAGCGCUCAUAUCGUCUGGAGAACCUGAAGUGCGGGACGUGGUACAAGUUCACCUUGACAGCACAGAAUGGAGUGGGACCUGGCCGCAUCAGUGAAAUCAUUGAGGCUAAAACACAUGGGAAAGAGCCACAGUUUGCCAAGGAACAGGACCUGUUUUCCAGCAUUAACACCACAAGGAUCAGGCUGAACCUCAUUGGCUGGAUUGAUGGUGGCUGCCCCAUCACCAUGUUCACCCUGGAGCACCGGCCUUUUGGGACCACAACCUGGACCACUGCACAGCGCACAACACUGUCAAAAGCCUACAUCCUGUACGACCUGCAGGAAGCCACAUGGUAUGAGCUGCAGAUGAAGGUGUGUAAUAGUGCUGGCUGUGCGGAGAAGCAGGCAGAGUUUGCAACCCUCAACUACGACGGGAGUACAAUUCCACCAUUGAUUAAGUCAGUGGUCCAGACUGAGGAUGGAAUGGCUACUAAUGAGGAGCUGAAGAUGUUGGUGACGAUCUCCUGUAUCCUGCUGGCUGCCCUGCUCCUUUUUGCCCUGCUCCUUGUGGUCCGAAGGCGCCGGAGGGAGCAACGCCUGAAGAGAUUGAGGGAUGCCAAAAGUCUUGCUGAGAUGUUAAUGAGUAAAAACACAAGGACAUCUGAUACACUGAAUAAACAGCAGCAAACCCUGAGAAUGCACAUCGAUAUCCCUCGAGCUCAGCUUUUGAUAGAAGAGAGGGAUACCAUGGAAACAAUCGAUGACCGAUCCACUGUGCUAUUGACGGAUUCUGACUUUGGCGAGGCUGUGAAACAGAAAUCGCUGACGGCAACACACACUGUGCAUUACCAUUCAGUCUCACAGGCUACCGGACCUCUGGUCGAUGUUUCAGAUGCCCGGCCAGGAACCAAUCCCACAGCUCGCAGGAAUGCAAAGGGGGUACCAUCAGCUCGCAAUAGAUACUCCAGCCAGUGGACGUUGAACAGGCCCCACCCCACAAUGUCUGCUCACACUCUGACGACUGACUGGAGAAUGCCAACGCCACAUGUGGCAGGAUCUGUCGAUAAAGAGAGCGACAGCUACAGUGUCAGCCCAUCACAGGACACAGACAGAGCUCGGAGUAGCAUGGUCUCCACUGAGAGUGCCUCCUCUACAUACGAGGAGCUGGCAAGAGCCUACGAGCAUGCCAAGAUGGAGGAGCAGUUACGGCACGCAAAGUUUACAAUCACGGAAUGCUUCAUAUCGGACACAUCCUCAGAGCAGCUGACAGCCGGGACCAAUGAGUACACUGAUAGCCUAACAUCCAGUACUCCCUCUGAAUCAGGAAUCUGCAGAUUCACUGCGUCACCACCAAAACCUCAAGAUGCUGGGAGGGUGGCAAACAUGGCAGUCCCAAAAGCACACCGACCAGGUGACCUUAUGCAUCUUCCGCCAUACUUAAGGGUGGACUUCCUGAUUCACAGAGGCAUAGCGGGUCCAAGCAGAGACCUUGGUCAAGGGCAUGCCUGUCUGGAGCCACAGAGAAGGGGCACCAUGAAACGCACACAAGUCAUGGAGCCAAUCCCAAUGGAAGCAGCUAGUAGGGACACGCAGCAAUGGCAAUCAAGCACCACAUCGACAUUACCUCAGAGGGAGGGAGCAGACCGUGGCAAAGCUCCCAAAUUGAGCAGCUCCCAGGAAUCACUACUGGACAAUCGCGGUCACUUGAAACAAGGGAACAACCCCUACGCAAAAUCCUACACACUGGUAUAACAAAUGCAUGUCUGUACAAGGCUGUAAAUAGUUCAAUUUAAAGCUACCUUUUUUACUGGUUCCAAUAUUUAUAAUCAAAGAUUUGCCAAAAUAUUAAAAAAAAAUUAGAUAUUGCAAGGACUUUGUUGUGAUCCAGGGUGUGACAUGUCUGAGCAAAUGAAUGUCUGUGCAUUUUUUUUAAGAAGCCCUCUGAUUGUCUGAUAUGCACAGAUCAUGGUGUUUUUACUCAUUUCCUAUGAAAUGCAUGGAGGCAGAGUACAGAGACAUUGACGUUAGCAAAAAAAAGCGAGAAAAAACAUUACAGAUUUCUGUCACCUGCUAAAUUAAGAAGUAAAUAGUUUAAAUAUCGCACAGAUAAAGAAAAGCUACAUUUGUGGUUGAAACAGCGAUCCCUGAUUGAUUGAAGAGUUUGCAGCCAAGUACCCUCACCACCUUUCACAGUCAGCUAGAAGCAGAGGCUUAAAGUAACAUGGCGUUAAAGAUGGCUGAUUGGGCCCAUUUUGCCGAUGUACAUCAAUUCAAGCUUUUAAUUUCUAGUGUUCAUUAGGCUAAGGAUUAACAUUAGUAAAUAUUUUUUGAAAUACAAUUAUUCUAUUUAAAGAACUUUACACCAUGAACCCACAAGGUUGGGAAUCAAAAAAAAAGCUUGGCAUCUAUGUUUCCUUGAUUUGUUUAAUUUACUGACCAUAUUUAUGUGUUAUAUGUCCAUUUAUGUAUGUGUGCGUGUAUGUGUAUCUAUUUUUAUACAUACCACACACACAUAUAUAUAGGGCAUAUAUAGAAUAUGUAUGUGUGUGCGUGCGCGUGUGUAUGUGUGUCUACGUGUAACUGUAAAUGGGUUGAAAUUUAUUUUAGGUAAAUAAACAUUAAGAGAGAAAGAAA